AUGGCUUCUCUGGCAAAGACUGUCGUUGCCACAGGCAUCACUUCCGGACUUGGCUUCGAAGCCGCUCAGCAGCUGCUCACGCAGGAGUCGCCGUACAGGAUCAUCCUUGGCGCCCGAGACGUUGCGGAGACGGAGGCGGCUUUUGACAAGAUCCCCUAUGAUCGGUCUGCCAAUUCCGUCACCGUGCUGCCGCUCGAGCUCUUGGAUCUCAAGAACGUGGAGAAAUUCUCGCGUCUUGUCAUCGACAAGGUUGGCGUCAGCAAGAUUGACUACCUCAUGAUCAAUGCCGCCAUGAUAACGGCUGCCGACGGCCCCGGGCCUCACGGGUCAUCCUGGUGCCACGCCGCGGUGGUGAACCAUUUUGCGCAGCAUUACUUGGUGCAUCUGCUCCGGGAGAAGCUCGUAUCGUCGCAGACGCGCAUCGUAUUCGUCUCCUCCGGUGCCAUCCGAAACGUGCCGGACCCUCGCACGCUGACGAAGGAUCUCGCCGCCAACUCGGGUGCCGAAACGUGGCACAUCUACUCCGGCAGCAAAUUUGUCCAGCUCCUCGGUGCGCAUUGGUGGCGCCGUCAACUCGCCGGCCAGUGCCGCGUCGUCGCCGUCUCACCCGGCCUCAUCCCCAACACGGGCCUCGGCCGCUCGACCGGCAUGAAUCUGACCAUGGACAUGCCCGAUGCCAAGACAGUACCCGAAGGGGCACGGAGCAUCCUUGCGGCCUUCUUUCGCGAUGACUUCCCAUCGGACCCGGAGCGCAUCUUCCUCACCAGCUGGGGUGAGUGGUGGGAAAAGAGCGUGUACGAGAAGACGCUGGACAAGGACCUGCAGGACCAAUGGUGCCCGAGCAAGGACGCCAUGGAGAAGGAGGCACGAAGUUUGACUUGA
Drechmeria coniospora is the source of this 882-nucleotide messenger RNA. RefSeq lists its product as uncharacterized. Lineage: Eukaryota; Fungi; Ascomycota; Sordariomycetes; Hypocreales; Ophiocordycipitaceae. The transcript has 4 exons. Bases 1 to 882 code for a protein of 293 amino acids. The record is from RefSeq and is a predicted model, not a curated record.